GUCAGGUUGAGGAGGAGGAGGGAGGCAGAGAGAGAAAGAGAGGGGAGCAGAGAGGCAGGCUUUUGCCUUUUCUGGUAGUUGAAGUCGCUGAAAGAACAAGCAGGAAUUCUUUGUGCUGCAGGGCUGAGAUAUAAACCAGACUGUAGAGGUUGAUAUAUGAAGAGAGGUGAGACACGGCCGUCCAUGGACUAAACUUCAGCUACUGCUACGUGAGAAAAGUGAGAACCUUUCGGGCAUCAUGGACGAUGACUUUGACCGCCGCAUGGAGCAGAGGAGGCAGAGGAGAGAGCAGAUCCGCGUCGACACUGACAAGGAGGGUUAUGCCAACGACGAUGAGGAGGAAGCUCGGGAGCAAAGGAGACGUGCAAGGGAGGAGAGGAAGAAGAUGAAGGACUCAGACGAGUCUGGAACCACUGAUGUGAUCGACACUAACAGUGUGACGGAGACAACCGGUGCUGAAGGUGCAGAUGAUGACCAGGCCUUGUUGGAACGCUUGGCCAAGAGGGAGGAACGCCGCCAGAAGAGAAUGAAGGAGGCCAUGGAGAGACAAAAGGAUUGUGACCAAACCGUCAGCACCACCAACGGCACAGACAGCGCUCCGGAAGAGGAAGAGGAGGAGAAGGAGGAUGAGAAAUCAGCCCAAGAGGAUGUGGCAGACACUGAUACUAACUCUAUGAGAAAAGAGGAAGAGGACAAAAAGGAAGAUGAGAAGCAGGAAUCUGUUGAGGAAUCAAGAACAGCAAGCAUAAUAAAUGAGGAGGAGAUUGAGGAGAAGGCUGCCGCAACAGAAGUAGAGUUUGAGCGGCCUGAUUUAGCAAAGAGCGAUGCUGAAGAGGAGGCUGUUCCUGAUGUUGACAAGGAGGAAGAAGAAUGGAAGAGGAAAGAAGAAGAGGAAAGGCAGCAUACAGAAAAGGAAGAAAAGCUGAGGAGAGAGAUGGAAGAGAAGACAAAGAAAGAGGAGGAGGAAAAGCCCAAAAGAUUUGGUUUCAAGGAAAAGAAUGAACCAGCCAAACACAACGGAGGGCUCUUUGAGAAUAAACUUAAGAAAACAGAGAAGACUUCAAGAGACAAUGUUCCCUCCAACAAGGCUGGUAGCGCGGAGCAACAAGAGGCCGAGCGUAAGCUGCAAGAGCUGAAGCGCCGGCGAAACGACGCGGAAAGCGAGGACUUUGAGAAGAUGAAGCAGAAGCAGCAGGACGCAGAGGCCGAGCUGGAGGAGCUGAAGGGGAAGAGAGAGGAGAGGAGGAAGGUCAUGGAGGAGGAGGAGAAGCAGAAGAAACAGCAGCUGGAGGAGAAGAAAGCCAAAGAACAGGAGGAGAGGAAGAGGAUGAAGGAGGAGAUAGAGAAAAGGAGGGCGGAAGCUGCAGAGAAGAAGAAACAGAAGGAGGAUGAGUCUACAAAACCUGCUUUUACUAUCAGUCCCAAAGGCUCCUCAAAGAUCGGGGCGAAGGCAGAAUUCCUGAGCAAAUCAGCCCAGAAAAGCACCGCAGCCAGAGUGUCUCACACUCCAAUUGUCUCCAAGAUAGGCAACAGAAUGGAACAGUACACCUCUGCCAUCCAGGGAAACAAGGACGUCAAAUCCCCAAAGUCUCCGAUGGCAGAUAUUCCUACAGGAGGUGCACGCAGCAUCAAGAGCAUGUGGGAGAAAGGCAACGUCGGCAGCCCCUCUGAUAGUCCAACGCCUGUCAACAAGGAUGUAGCUGGUAUCAAAGGAGGCGUGGCAGGACGUGUGAACAGUUGGAUGGCAAAGCCUCCAGAGGCGGAGAAGACGGCAGCACCUGCACCAGCACCUGCACCAGCACCUGCACCUGCAGCAGCAGCAUCACCAGCAACAGCAAAGCCAGCAGAUGUGAAACCAGGUGACAUCGGUAACAAACGUGGCAUGUGGGAAACCAAGAAGAGCUCUGCACCUGCCAAGGUGGCAGUCGGAGGCAAGAGCAAGUUUGUCACUAAUACAGGCGUAAGACCCUAAACAUUGACAUCCCCAUUUAAAUCAAGUCUCACCUGACCAAACACAAAGCUCUGCGACUGUACGUGCAUCUAUUUCCCUUCAAUGUUCCUGUUUUUCGCAUGAAGUUCACACCCGAGUGAGGAAAAGACGAGGGACCAGGAUGAGUGACUCCAGGAUCAAAGUCUUCUUUUUAUUUAAUGCUUUAUUGGUAAUAGAUUGUGUAAUAUACAUCUUUUUAAUCAAGGUUACACAUUUCAGAUGGCUGUCAGGAUGCUUAAAUGUUCUAUUGCUUUGAAGCCACACUGACAUGUCUGCUCCUCUUGUAUUUCCAUAUAGCUUCAACCUAACUACAAGCAUUUGUGUUUUAUUGUCGUACACACUCGUACACACUCACUGCUUUUUGGGAUGAUAAUCACUAUUUUGACUCCAUGUGAUAACCAAGGUUGUUUAAUGUCCAUCUCACCGCCUGCAUUUUAAUUGUUAGCGUAAACUGCCAUUAAGCUGAAUGUUGGCUGAUUAGCCUGUACAUAGUUGAGUAAUUUCAUAAGUACCCUUUUAUAAUUAAGCCCCCUUUAUGAAGGGGUUAUAGAUAGUAACUAAUGACCUCAUUAAUGGUUAACAAGUCAUCAAUGAGUGCAGAUUUUGGGGGUUGCCAGGUUGUGAAAAAUCCCUUUGUGAAGUUGUAACUAAUGCAACACUAACUUUGUGGCUCGAGGGAUGGAAAUAUCUGUUGGUCUACCUCUUUGGUCCAGACCGAAAUAUCUCAACCAUUGGAUGCAUUUCCACAUAGUUUGGUACAAACAUUCAUGGUGCCCAGAGGAUGAAUCCUAAUGACUUCCUCCUUACUUUCCAACUUUGCAACUAUGGAUGAAUUGGCUCAAUGAUCCCCAAAUGAUGGAGCCCUCUGACUUUAGUGAUCCUGUGACUUUUCCAGCAGCGUCCACUGGAUUUUGAGUAAAAUGUCUUGACAGUAAUUGAAUGGAUUGUCAUAGCAUUUGGUACACACAUUCAUGUUUACCUCAGGAUGAAUUGCAAAGUAUUUCGAUGAUCCCCCAACAUUUCAUUGAGCGCCAUCAUCAGCUCAGAAUUGUGUUUCGUGUUAAAAAGCAAAUAUUAACUUUCACAAUUCCAAGCUGGAUGGAUUAUUGUAAAAAAAAAAAAUAAUUAUGAAUGGCUUAUUAGCAUUUAUAACUGCAGACUUCAUGGCUUAUUAGAAGCCAUUAGUAACAAAGUUUAUAAACCCCAUAUAAAGGGUGCCGUAUAAUAAUGUGGCACAUUCUGCAGGACUGCAGCCAGAGAGACACAGUGUGCAAGCAGCUCAAUGCUUCAACAACACGUGGGUAUGUUACCUAUUUGGCUUUUGUUAACUGUGGUGGAUUAAAAAUCAUAUUAUUAUGCAAUAUAAGCACAAAUAAAGACUAUAAAUACGCGUGUAAGCGAGUACUGUAACAACUAUUCAGUAACCAAAUGCAAUUCUACACAGGCAGGCAGUGAUAUCAUCAGUUUACAUGCCAGUAAGUUUAAUUGCACUGCAGCUGCAGUGAUGAAGGUGUAUAAGGCAAUGGCAAAAUGCACUCAGUUUUAAAUUUAAAUUGUUCCCGGUGUUCCUGUCAACAGGAAACAUGAGUUGCAUGGUCCUGCCAAAUUGUAUUGGAGUCUUUCAGAUGUGGAUUGCUUCGUUUGAAUGUUUGAAGUUAUUGUUUGUACCUGCUUCAGCAAUAAAUAAAAAAGUAAAAAAGGUGUUAUAGUUCUGUUGCUUUGCUUUUUCAGCUACUGGGAGGAAAUGUUGCUUCAUGUGCCUCCUAACCACUUGUGAAGUUAUAGAGUGUUGAAAUGUGAGGGGCUGUUGAAAGCUUGAAUGGAUAAAUUACAUUUUACCAGGACGGGAAUGUACCUGU
Anarrhichthys ocellatus (wolf-eel) is the source of this 3849-nucleotide messenger RNA. It is a transcript of the gene cald1b, whose product is annotated as caldesmon 1b. Gene Ontology annotation, cellular component: actin cytoskeleton. Gene Ontology annotation, biological process: actin filament bundle assembly; angiogenesis; signal transduction. The transcript has 18 exons. Gene Ontology annotation, molecular function: myosin binding; actin binding. NCBI's taxonomy places the organism in Eukaryota, Metazoa, Chordata, Actinopteri, Perciformes, Anarhichadidae. The record is from RefSeq and is a predicted model, not a curated record. The coding region runs from base 239 to 1972 and encodes 577 amino acids.